This is a messenger RNA of Episyrphus balteatus (marmalade hoverfly), 2108 nucleotides long. RefSeq lists its product as uncharacterized. The record is from RefSeq and is a predicted model, not a curated record. The transcript has 7 exons. Bases 1033 to 1971 code for a protein of 312 amino acids. NCBI's taxonomy places the organism in Eukaryota, Metazoa, Arthropoda, Insecta, Diptera, Syrphidae.
UAUGCCCAUCUCCAUGCCAGCAAACAGCUCCACAUCAAAUGUGCGUUUAAAAAUUUUUCGAAUUUCCAGUUAGAGUUCUGGCUUACACCGAGAUGUUGUGUGCUGUCGCGGUUUUUUGAGGUCUUGUCGAUGUCAAUAAAAUAAAUUUUUGCGCCACGUUAAAAAAGGCAAAGAGUGAUAUACAAUUUGAAUGAUAUUUGUUUAUUUUUAUGAUUUUAAUUAAUUUAUUUAUUAAUUUUUUAAAUAAAUAUUUAAAUUUAGAAAAAAAAAAGUGGAGAGAAAUAAAUUAAUGCAUUUCUGAGAAGAAUACAAAAAAGAAAAAUGAUGUUCGUUACGUUUGGCUGAACCGUGUCGUUGUUCAAGUCGUGAAUCUGCUUUGUGUUUCUUUUUUAUUUUUUUUAUUUAUUUGCAAUUCCGCGGUUUCUGACGAAGGCAGUAGAGUGGAGAAAAUAAUAAAGAAAAUACAAAAAAAAAAGAGAAUUAACACCAAAUCUCUACACACAAAUACUUGUGCAUCUUGUUGACGACGGUAAUAGUGCCUACCUGUGGCAUGUGGAUACGAUCAUUUUUUUAAACCGAACCAUCUUUGUAUCUUAGUCGCGAUUCGAUAUCAAACACAUUUGCAAAUUCAGAUUCUCCCCCUUUUUGCCCCUUGCACCUUUUUGCCCCCUUCGAACUGGCCGGUCCUGUGUUUAACUUAUCUGUCAACAUUCCAGCCGUAUAUUGAGCGCGUAAAAUUUGGCUCCCUUCGAUUUAAAUCGGCAAGAAAAGGAAAAGAGGAGGAUAUCUCUCAGUAAUUGGAGAGUAGGCGUUUAAACUGAGAGACGGGGCGCACCGGGCAACCAGCUCCAGCCGGCCCCUCACAAACAGGUUAACAACAAUUUACAAUUCAGAUCUCAAAUGGAUUGCUGGCUAAAAUUUUCUUUGAUAGAAAGUAAACAAUCUCGAGAUCAUAUCGAAGUAAACGUCGAAUGCAAACAAAAAAUUAUAUCCAACUAAACAAACUGAUUGUUUAAUUAUGCUGAAGUUGAAAUGGCUAGACCGAAAACUUCUAUUUACGCUGCGGGGAUAACCUGCUUGGGUUUUAUUUGCUUCAUACUAGCUGCAGCCGCAGUUGGAAUACCAAUAUGGGGCCAUUACGAUAGUCCAUCAGGUGGAUAUUACGACUCCGAUAGAGGAUACUUUAGUCUUUUUAAAGUGUGCAAACAAUUAACGUACAACAGAGAAAAAUGUGGCAGUGAUGUAUCUAAAUUUCAACUUGCUUCCUCUGUUUACAUUAGUGGCCUUCUGGCAGUACUUAGUACAAUUGCAUUAGGGAUAUAUUGCAUUCUGGCAGUAAUACAGAUGGCAAUGAUAUCGUCAAGGGAAAAGGUUGUGAUGAAAUAUACUUCUUUGGUUAUGUUCAAAAUGUUUAUGGCAUUAAUAGGCUGUCUUCUGGCUAUUAUUGCAACCAUUUUGUUUGCUGUACAAAUAGAUGAUUCGGAAAAUUAUGGAUUCCGAGUAACUAGAGGAAUUUCAUUUUAUAUUCAAAUAGCUGUAAUAGGUUUAACAAUAGCCCUUUUUGUGGCAUCAGUUUAUGAUAUGAUGUUCUCAAGGAAACCUGAAGGAGAUCCAACUAUGGCUAUAGAUACAUCACCAGCAAAUGCUACAACAUUCAAUAAUCCUGGAUUUAAAGAAGGACGAACGAGAAAUGGAGUCUCUGUAACAGAUGCUUCAGGGAAACCCUACAGUGGCAUCAGAAAUGGUGGCAGUGUUGCAUCUAUGAACACAACCCUAACAAGUGUUUCGAAUGGUUCAACAGUUGAAUCUGUUACCCGAUCACCAUUACGAUCCAGUUUAAAGAAACCUAGACCUAAGGAUACCUUGGGUAUACAAAAUCCAGGAUUCUCUGGAUCAGGACAUUCACCGCCAAUGAAUCGAAAUGGCAGUGUUAAAAAAGUUCGAAUACAAACGCAUAGUACGGAAGUUUAAAAAAAAAAUUAAGAACAACAAAAUCAUAAAAAAGUAUAUUACUUAUAAAAAAUAUAUAUAUUUCUCACCACCACCACCACGAACCUACCUUAUAGUCCGUUUAAAAUUUAAACGUGUUGUUUUUUUUUUUUUUUUUU